Messenger RNA from Necator americanus (New World hookworm), 1641 nucleotides. RefSeq lists its product as uncharacterized. The record is from RefSeq and is a predicted model, not a curated record. Bases 1 to 1641 code for a protein of 546 amino acids. The transcript has 17 exons. NCBI's taxonomy places the organism in Eukaryota, Metazoa, Nematoda, Chromadorea, Rhabditida, Ancylostomatidae. Gene Ontology annotation, biological process: protein phosphorylation. Gene Ontology annotation, molecular function: protein tyrosine kinase activity; ATP binding.
AUGAUGUAUUUCACAUCAUUUAAUGCCAAAACACCAUUCUUUGGUAACUUUUGGGAGAAAACAGGAGGAAAACCCAUAUUUCAACUGAUGACCGAGCGAAGCAGGAGUUCGAAGGUUGAGGAAACCAAGAAGUCCGAGACAACGCAGAAGACAGAAAAGAGUAAAACUGAUAAGCCAGAAGUAAAGGGCGAUCUUGAGCACCAGAUAUGGUACCAUGGUUUUCGUCCGAGAAAAGAUGUAGUAGCACUUCUCAAGGAGCCCGGUGAUUUCCUCGUGCGCGCCACGGAUUCACGAAAUAUGCCUGAAAUAGUGAUAUCAGUACUAAACGAUAGAAAGGACUUGGUAAACUUAACAAUUAAAUGUGAUAACAAUAGACUAUGGCAACUCGGUGUUCUUAGGAGGAGCACUAAGCCUGUACCAAAAUUUGCACAAGUAGCUGAGUUAAUUAAUUAUUAUAAGGAUCACAGACUACCCGGUCAUGCGCGAUUGAAGCAUGGAAUUACUAGGCCAGUAUGGUUGAUCAAACACGAGAAUGUUGUUUUUGAUAAGGAAAAGGACCUUAUCGGUAGAGGGAAUUUCUGUAACGUUUACAAAGGGGUGUAUACAAGACCUCCUGAUGAAAAAAUUGUUGUUGCUGUAAAGAUAUGUCAUGAAGGUUCUGCUUCAAGAGGUUUUCAAGAGACAAAAGAGGCCCGCGAUUCAAUGCUUAGCGAAGCACAAAUGAUGAGCUACUAUGUCCACAAUCAUGUCAUUGAGAUGUUUGGUGUUGCAUGCGAUCACCCGCCGAUACUUAUCGUAAUGGAAUACUGCCCCGGCGGUGAUUUACAGUCGCAUCUGAAGACACAGAAGGAAAGUAUUGAGGUUGGAGAACGACUCGUCUAUACCAUAGAGGCUGCACGUGGAAUGCGAUAUUUGCAUAAGAAAAACUGCAUACACAGGGAUUUGGCGGCAAGGAAUUGCUUAAUAUCAGCGAGGGGGCAAAUGAAAAUAGCAGACUUUGGUCUAUCGAAACUUGUCAAUGAUUUGGAGAAGGCAGACGCUGAACAAGGAGAAAACAACGAACCAAGUCCGCAGAUACCUUUAAGAUGGAUGGCUCCGGAGUCGCUUCGCCGUCCCAUGAAAUUUAGCACGAAGUCAGAUGUGUGGUCAUUUGGCGUCAUGACGUACGAGAUAUUCAACUGUGGCAUUAAGCCAUGGGUGGAUGAUCCUCCCAAGAAAAUUGCGACAGCGAUACGUCGAUGUCAUAUGCCUAAAAUGCCAGAUCGAACCCCCGAGGAAGUUAAACAGCUGGUAGCACAAAUCUGGGUUACUGAUCCAGCGCAACGUCCUACAAUGAAACAAAUUUGCGCAUCACUCCUAGUGGCAACAAAAAAGCAUCGACCACCUCCGGCUGAAAAAUUUACUCUGAAUACUAUAAAAGGAGUAACAAGAGCGCCACCUGAAUCACCGCAAACGCUCGAGGAAACCUUCGAUGGUGAAGAGGAAGAUCUCCAAUUAUAUAGAACAACCGAAAGAACAACCGAACAAGAUUUAACCCAUACUACGGAGUCUCACAAGACACAGGACAAUGCAGUAACAGAAGACUCGCUGAAAGUCCGCUCGCGAGUUCCUAAGAGCCUCAGAAGAGCAAAAACCAAGUAG